Fundulus heteroclitus (mummichog) is the source of this 1802-nucleotide messenger RNA. Its product is annotated as caspase-1-like. The transcript has 10 exons. Bases 332 to 1495 code for a protein of 387 amino acids. Gene Ontology annotation, molecular function: cysteine-type endopeptidase activity. Lineage: Eukaryota; Metazoa; Chordata; Actinopteri; Cyprinodontiformes; Fundulidae. Gene Ontology annotation, biological process: proteolysis; regulation of apoptotic process. The record is from RefSeq and is a predicted model, not a curated record.
UCCAAGAGGAGAGGACAGGUUACUUUGUGUCCCACAGAUGGUUGGCAUGAAGAAAGGAUUUUGGUUGUUCACCUCAGUUAGCAAGUAUCGACAUGUAUCAGGUGGAGGUGCUCAGGAUUCCAAGAUGGCCGCAGUAGAUGGUGAGCAGUCCUCCGGGUUGAAAGCGUUGGUGACCAAUCAGAUCUUGAUUUCCUGGUUUAAAGCACUUCCAAGGAACUGAGUGCAACUCAAACAACUCGCCCUGGCACCAAGAGCAGACUGAAUUCCUGGACAUGCACACACUCAUCCUUGACUUUUAGAGAACUCUGCAUUUACCCCUCAGUUCUGAGCAAUGGCAGAUAAGGAGCUCGCCAGAGUGCGCACCAAUUUUGUGGCAAAGGUGUCAAAAACUGUAAUCAAGCAACUCCUGGACGAUCUUAUGGAGGAUUGUUUGCUGAAUGAUGAGGAGGUAGAUUCUGUGCUCGAGGACAACACUGGUAGGGCAGACAUGGCUCGCUGCCUCAUCGACAAAGUAAAAAGAAAGGGGGACAAAGCCAGCAGGAAGAUGAUUGAGCACAUUGAAAACAGAGAUUCUGCACUUUACGCUGAACUUGAGCUGUCCUCUGGUCCAAAACCAGUUGCAGCUCCUAAGAAGCAGAAAACCUGGUCAGACAAACUAGUCCCCAUGACGGAUUCCUCGCGGCAGGAAAAAAUGAAUGAUUCAGAUAUUUACAAGGUGUCCGAAACUUCCCUAAAAAGUCGUGUUGCUCUCUUAAUCACCAAUAGAAAUUUUACUGACAAUAACUUAACCAGAAAGGGAGCGGAGAAAGAUGAGGAGAACAUGGAGGAACUUCUCAGUUCCCUGCAAUAUGAGGUGGUGAAACACAAUGACCUUACUGCAAAGAGGAUAAAUGAGGCUCUGCGUAAUUUUAAAGAGCACCCAAAGCUCAGCAAUACAGACAGCGUGUUUGUGGUGAUCAUGUCUCACGGAAAACGAGAAUUUGUCCUUGGCGUCAAUCACAGCAACGAAAAGCCAGACGAAUUCCCCAUUGACAACAUCUACAAAUACCUGGGUCCACAAGAAUGCCCUGCCUUGAUGAACAAACCAAAGAUCAUCAUCAUCCAGGCCUGCAGAGGAGGGUCUAGAGGAUCGGUGAUAGUAAGUGACAGCGCUUCAGCUGAGACGGUCUCUGAUGACGUUUCACAGCAACAGCCUGCUAGUGUGGGCAACAUUGUUGAUGAUGCCAUCCGAUACGUUCACAAAGAAAAGGACUUCAUUUCUCUCCUGUCCAGCACUCCUGAUACCGUCUCAUACAGAAGAGAGGAUUUGGGCUCCUUCCUCAUCCAGUACAUCGCUGAAGUCUUCAACACUUGCUCCCAUGAGGAUGAUAUUGAUGAACUUUUCAGAAAGGUCAUGCAACGCUUUGAAGAGUUUCCUGAUGAAACCAAAAGACAAAUGCCAACAAAAGACAGAUGCACCCUAACCAGGCGCUUCUACCUUUUCCCCGGCCACUGAGACAGAAACGUUUGGGUAAUGCCUGUGUGACAUGGAUGUGAAAGAAAAUCCUGUUGGUUGAUCUCUGUCUUGUCUGAUUGCACAAUGACUCCAAAGUUUCUUUAGGAAAUUAAAACAACCCAACUCCCUGUCAUUUGUUUUGUGAAGAAAACAAAGUUUCUAAAUGUUCAUGUUUAUUUUUUUUCUCUAUGAUGAGUCAAAAGAAGAUCAAAGUUGCCUAAAAGUAGAAGCGUAAUAGACAACACACCCUGACCGUCUUGUCUAUCAGUAGAGUUCCCUCUCUGAAUGACUAAUAAUGUGAAAUGAA